Molecule: messenger RNA, 1030 nt
Organism: Aplosporella prunicola CBS 121167
Lineage: Eukaryota; Fungi; Ascomycota; Dothideomycetes; Botryosphaeriales; Aplosporellaceae
Exons: 3
Coding region: 161-727 (188 amino acids)
Source: RefSeq, a predicted model, not a curated record
GCAGGUCUAGGAGCGUCUCAUUGAUGCUAGAAGGUCCUCGAUGCCUUCGACCAAGUCGCUACUUCAGAUGAUACUUUCUCUAACGUCUUCGCUGGUUUGCGUGUUGAACAUCCCACUACACUCGAAAGCCUUCACCAACUCGGUAACCUCUCGCAUUUGAAUGGAGACUGGAUCAAGCUUCAUGCCCGAACGGCUUGCCGAGGAGAAAGCCAUGCCGUUGUCGGCUUCUCGGUUUUAUGGCGGAGCUGCGCCGCGAUCAUGGAUAGGCCGGGAUGCCUCGCUGGAUGUACGACGGGUAUGUGUAGCUGUACUGGGUGGAUCCUGGGUGUCCGAGGAUGAGGGCGCCGGGGUCGUCGAAUCGGCCUUUGGGGAUGUGGAGCGUCGGUACAGUAGUCGACUGAGGGUGGAAACUACAAUCGUCGAUCGAGGCAACGUCGCUAAUGUUUGUCAGCCCACCACUGCUCCGCCAUCGUCCUCUCUGAUCCGGGCCCGCAGAGGCGUUGCUACUACAUUGCAAGCAUUUUCAUCUACCGGCUUCCCAAUUCCAGCUCCCAAGCACGCGCGUCCCUCGUCGACGACACUGCGCGGAACUGUCACACCGCAAGCAUGUUUCUCGCCACUGUCCAACACCAUCACCGCAGAACCACCUCGGCCUGGCAGGCUUUACGAUGGAGAUGCGUUUCCCCGGUAUUAUGGAGGACGUCGACAGCGGCGGCGGCGGGGGUGAAUGGAUGGGCCGUUCCGCUUACACCGGUUUCGCUGCUCACGCUGUCGAUGGCGUCACUCUGAAGUCCCUCCUCAGUAUUCCAACCGGCGUUUUCAAAGACCUGACUCCAGCUCGUCUCAAAGCCGGGGCUCUCGACCUUGGCAACCUCAGGUUCCUUGUCAUCAAUGAGAAGUCCGUCAUCACUCUUGCAAUGUUCGGAUACAUUGAUCGCCGAUGGAAGCAGCUCAAAGGAAACAAUAUGUUCUUUGGUUGGAUGAGUUGACGUCCUUGUCGCUGUCGGAGGAGGCAUAACUGCUAUUUGUG